Molecule: messenger RNA, 1468 nt
Organism: Aspergillus homomorphus CBS 101889
Lineage: Eukaryota; Fungi; Ascomycota; Eurotiomycetes; Eurotiales; Aspergillaceae
Product: MIP transporter
Exons: 4
Coding region: 183-1115 (310 amino acids)
Biological process (GO): transmembrane transport
Cellular component (GO): membrane
Molecular function (GO): channel activity
Source: RefSeq, a predicted model, not a curated record
AUUCCAGUGGGUAUGAUUGAAGCUUGUGUCAUUUGAGACACACUGCCGGGUCGUUUAGACCGUGUGGAUAUGAGAAAGGCUCAGAUAUAACCCCUUCAUCCCUGCCGUUGCGCCCUCGCUGCAGGAACCAACCUUACUCACGAGUCACAACCGCCCCUGCCCAGACCAAGGCCCAGCCCUGCAUGGACAUGACGGACGCCAAACCCACGAUCCAGCCCUUCACGGGAAGGAUCGGAGGCAACCAGACGCUGGUCGUGGACCGGAACGACCCCGACAAUGCAAACUUAUUGAAGCGGGUGCCGGACGCGGCCCCGUUGAUGACACUCCGCGAGGGCUUCAAUCUCCGUGGUCUCCUAGAAUUCGACCUGUGGAAGUUCGGGUUCAUCGAGUGUAUCGGAACUAUGCUCAACAUCUUCAUCACAGCCUGGGCCUCCAUCAAACACCCCACCAACCAAAUACCCACCCCGACCCCAAGCAGCGCAGCAGGAAUCUACAGCACAGCAAUCUUCCUCGGCCCCACAGUCGGCAGCCUAGUUAACUGGCUCACCCUAACCCUCUGCAUCUUCACCUUCUCCAACGUAACCGGCAGCCACCUCAACCCAACCAUCACGCUGGCCACCUUCUUCGCCCGGCUGAUCACCCUCCCGCGCGCGCUGAUCUACCUUGCCGCGCAGACCCUCGGCGGCGCCCUCGCCGGCCUCAUCCUGCGCGCCGCCUACGGCUCCCCGGCUUUCGCAGUCGGCGGCUGCAGCAUCGACACUCGCCUUGUCCCUGUCCAGGAAGCCUUUCUGCUAGAAUUUAUCUUCUGUCUGAUCCUCGUGUUCUUCUCAUUCGGUGUAGGCCUGGAUCCCCGCCAGGGACGGUUGUUCGGGGCAGCGCUGUCGCCGUUUCUGGUUGGUAUGGCGCUGGGGGUUGUUAGUUGGGCAUCGGCGUUUACGAGGGUGGGGUUUGGGGGUGCUGGGCUGAACCCGGCGCGCUGUUUUGCGGUCUAUGUUGCUACGGGGUUUCCGGGGUAUCAUUGGGUUCAUUGGGUUGCUGCGUUGGCUGCUUGUGUAGGGCAUGGGUUUGUUUAUUUCUGUGUGCCGCCUUGGAGCGCUGGGUUGGGAGGUGUAUGAUACCGGUUGGGCUUUGGGCUGGUGUGGGGAAUAGGAUUCAAUGAUGUUCGAGGUGGCGUGGUCAUCGACAAUUGUGUAUAUCUUGAGCUGAGUCUAUACCUUCAAUUUCUCAAGCAACCACAUGUAUCACUCCUUAUGAUCACUACCUCCUCACUCCAACCACACCCAAUUUCCCCAACCUCACAUACGCCUCUUCAUACGGCAACCCUACCCCCCCAAAACCUCCCAAUCUCCCUCAAAUCCCCCAGCAAGGCCGGCGGAUUAUCCAACCCAGGAAAGUGACCCCCUUCCUCAUGAUCUACCCACACACCACACGUCAGCAACCGAUACCCCCUGCGCCGACCAAUCAAAGA